AUGAGUAAAGGCAAAUUAAUACACAGUUUUCAAGAAGAAACAAAAAGAGAGAAAUGUUUAGAUUAAGACACAGAUGAAAUUCCAAUUAAAAAAAAAGUAAAAAUAGAGGAUAAAAUAACUAUAAAAGUACCAUUUGCUGAUAUACUUUCAUCUGAAGAAGACUCUAGUGACAGCAGUUAAAUUUUAAAUGGUAUAAGAACAAAAUUUAUAAAUGAUGUUCCAAAUCUAGAUUCUCCUAUUAUUAUUAGAAAACAAGAUAACAAAGAGGAUUCUUAAUUAUUUUGA
Molecule: messenger RNA, 285 nt
Organism: Paramecium pentaurelia
Lineage: Eukaryota; Ciliophora; Oligohymenophorea; Peniculida; Parameciidae
Source: the annotation of a GenBank genome assembly